AAAGGAUUCCAAGUCUCACACUCUGCAACCUGCACCAAACCCACAGCCGCGUAGACACCGUCCAGCUCCCGCCAUGUCCUGUCGCUCCUACAGGAUCAGCCCAGGAUGUGGAGUUACCAGAAACUUCAGCUCCUGCUCAGCUGUGGCCCCAAAAACUGGCAACCGCUGCUGCAUCAGCGCAGCUCCCUUCCGAGGAGUGUCUUGCUACCGGGGAUUGACAGGCUUCAGCAGUCGAAGCCUCUGUAACCCGAGCCCCUGCGGGCCACGCAUGGCUGUUGGGGGCUUCCGCUCUGGCUCCUGUGGACGCAGCUUUGGAUACCGAGCUGGAGGCGUCUGUGGUCCAAGCCCACCCUGCAUCACCACCGUCUCUGUCAAUGAGAGCCUGCUCACCCCCCUCAACCUGGAGAUCGACCCCAAUGCUCAGUGCGUGAAGCAUGAGGAGAAGGAGCAGAUCAAGUGUCUGAACAGCAAGUUCGCGGCCUUCAUCGACAAGGUGCGCUUCCUAGAGCAGCAGAACAAACUGCUGGAGACCAAGUGGCAGUUCUACCAGAACCAGCGCUGCUGUGAGAGCAAUCUGGAGCCACUAUUUGGAGGCUACAUAGAGACCCUCAGGCGGGAGGCUGAGUGUGUGGAGGCCGACGGCGGGAGGUUGGCUGCUGAGCUCAACCACGUGCAGGAAGCCAUGGAGGGCUACAAGAAGAGGUAUGAAGAGGAGGUGGCUUUGAGGGCUACGGCAGAGAACGAGUUUGUGGUUCUAAAGAAGGAUGUGGACUGCGCCUACUUACGUAAAUCGGACCUGGAGGCCAACGUGGAGGCCUUGGUGGAGGAGUCAAGCUUCCUGAAGCGUCUCUAUGAAGAGGAAGUCCGUGUUCUCCAAGCCCACAUCUCAGACACCUCCGUCAUCGUCAAGAUGGACAACAGCCGGGACCUGAACAUGGACUGCGUCGUGGCUGAGAUCAAGGCUCAGUAUGAUGACGUCGCGAGUCGCAGCCGUGCAGAGGCUGAGUCCUGGUACCGCACCAAGUGUGAGGAGAUGAAGGCCACAGUGAUCCGGCACGGGGAGACCCUCCGCCGCACCAGGGAGGAGAUGAACGAGCUGAACCGCAUCAUCCAGAGGCUGACGGCUGAGAUCGAGAACGCCAAGUGCCAGCGAGCAAAGCUGGAGACUGCUGUGGCUGAGGCAGAGCAGCAGGGAGAGGCCGCCCUCACCGAUGCCCGCGGCAAGCUGGCUGAGCUAGAGGCUGCCCUGCAGAAGGCCAAGCAGGACAUGGCCUGCCUGCUCAAGGAGUACCAGGAGGUGAUGAACUCCAAGCUGGGGCUGGACAUCGAGAUCGCCACCUACAGGCGCCUGCUGGAGGGCGAGGAGCACAGGCUAUGCGAGGGUGUGGGCUCUGUGAAUGUCUGUGUCAGCAGCUCCCGUGGAGGAGUCACAUGUGGGGGCCUCACUUAUGGCACUACCCCAGGGCGCCAGAUUGCCUCUGGACCCUCUGUCACCGGGGGCAGCAUCACAGUGAUGGCCCCUGACUCCUGCUCUCCUUGCCAGCCCCGUGCCUCCAGCUUCACCUGUGGGAGCAGCCGCUCUGUGCGCUUUGCUUAGUGCCAGGACCUCCAAAUGAGCCACCUGUCUGCCCCAGAGUGGAGUGGUGUGUGAAUGGAAAAUGUGUGCUUGCUUGAGAAUCUUCUAGAUGCUCCUGUUAGAGGAAAGAGUUCAGGGCCACUCUCCUCUGCCUUCUCCUUUUAGGGAGUUGUCUCCCAGUUCUCCUCUGGCUUUACUUUAGAAGGUCAUUCAUUCCCAACCCGUCCCUUAACCCUAACAUGUCUUCAAAUACUUGUAAAUGAUUUGUAUCGUUCACCAAGCUC
Messenger RNA from Rattus norvegicus (Norway rat), 1860 nucleotides. RefSeq names its product keratin 85 (gene Krt85). The record is from RefSeq and is marked validated. Lineage: Eukaryota; Metazoa; Chordata; Mammalia; Rodentia; Muridae. Gene Ontology annotation, cellular component: keratin filament. Gene Ontology annotation, molecular function: structural molecule activity.